GCCCACCACAUGAGCCACCAGACAAUGUAUUGAGUGCUGCUUUGGGUGCUAGGGAAAUAAACGUUUCAUUCAUUGUGUGAUUGCACAAAGAUAACUAUCAUAGUUUUGUUUUCAUAUGUUCAGCCUAUUUUGACUCAAGAACAGUUCUAUAAAUUAUACUCCACUAUUAUCCUUGUUUUAUAUGGCGAUCCAGAUCAUCCAAAUCAUAGUAAUACUAACAUGUUCCUUAAAGAGACAUUAUGUCAUAUUUAGAUAAAGAGCUAGCCAUUCUUGCUAUAACAGUUCCAAAAUAGAUAAUGUAAAAUGAAUAAUUCGAAAUUUAAUUUAAAUUACUCUAUUGCGAGCGAAGAUAUUAGCCUUUGAAGGCUUGACAAGACGUUUGCAAUAAUUUCAACCACCGUACUGGUUGUUCGAAGCUAAGUCUCGCUCCUCUAUUUUUAAAUUAAAUCAAAAUAUGGCUAAACCGUUAUAAUCUUUUUAAUAUCAGAGAAAUCUGAUGCCAUCGAGAGUUGAUUAUGGCCUGGAUCAGUUAAUUAAUGUCUAAUUAAUCAUUUAGAAAACAUUUCAGGCCUAAACAAAGACCUGCAAUAGGCAGAUUUAGCUCUUGCAUAAUGUAUGUUUAAAUUAGAGAAACCCAUAACAAUCAUAUAAUGUCAAAGUAGCCACAAUAUUUAUAUAAGAAAUAAAACAGAACCUGUUAUUUGUUACUUGUUCUUAUAGAUUACAUGAAAGAUGGCGGUGAUUCUAAAAUUAAUAGAUUGAAGACACAUUCAAACAUAGAAUAUCUGAGUGAAAUUCUUCAAGAGGAACAAAUCACAGAUUUAGUCAAUCGGUUGGGUGAGAAGAAUAGAGAUAGUCCACAACUGAGGAUUCUGAAAGCCAACACUAAAGCCAGUCUUACCGAUGUGAAGGAAAAGAAGUAUGUGAAGACCCGAGCGUAUGCUAAAGGUUUGGAGAUACUGACGGAACUGAAAGUCUUGGGUAUAAUAGGAGCGGCUGGCGAUGGUAAAAGCAUGCUUUCGAAGAUGAUCGCCAAAGAAUUUAUUGCAAAGAACCAACAGUAUACACCAUUGCUGAUAUAUAAGCCAAGUGAUUUAAAUAAAGUUAACUUUGAGGAUGAUAAGUAUUUGUUAAUCUUAGAUGACAUCUAUGGUAAAUAUAAUACAUUGAAGGAUCGUAAGGAUCAAUGGCCUAAACAUUUUGAAAAUUUUCGAAUUAGAAAAGAAAGGGGUCAGCUAGUUUUUAUUUACAUUAUGAGGGAUUAUAUUUAUAAGUCUUCUAAGUGUCAUUUAGAUAAGUACGAAAUAUUUUCUACCCAAACAGAACUUGAACUUCAUUCCGGUGAAUUUUCCUUAAACUAUGAUGAAAAAGAAGAAAUACUGCAAUUUUAUAAAGUACACGAGGAUAAAAUUAUCAGUAUUUUAAAAACCGAUGAAUACUUUGGUUUUCCGGCUAUCGCCUCUUCUGUCAGGAAAGCUUUAACGUGUGGUCAAUUACCGACGGAUUUCAAAUCUUCCCAUGAUUUCAUGUUGCAAGAGUUAAAAAUGUUUUGGGAUGUAAAUAAAGACGUAUACACAGCAUUAAGUAUGGUAUUCUGUUUACAUAAUGUGCCGAUGAGAGACCUAGAACGUCCCAAUGAUAAAGUAAAGGACGUUAUUAAGGCAAUCGAGACAGAAAUUUACAGAAAGUUUGAAUUAUGUAAAGCUCGCGAUAAAGUCAAGGACCUUUCAGAAACGUUUAUUCGCUUUUUUGAAAAUAAUUAUAUGAAAAUGAUUUCAUUGCGAGAUUUUGUUGAGGUGCCGUUCUUAACUCAUUUUACAGAAAAUUUCAUUAAAAUGGCUUUAGAAUAUUGUCCCUUUGAACUGUUGAUGACAGUUGUAAGUACAAAACCAGCAGAUCAGUGCAUUGUCAUCAACAAUUAUGACGAACUUUCCUUUCGUUUUAAGAGGGAACUGCAGAAUAACAAUAAUGUUAUUUUGACCCAUUCUGCUUUUCUUGACAGCAGUUUCUUGUCAAAGUUUCUUAACAUUGAAGAUAUAAACGAUUUUUUGCGUGAAGUUAACCACCUCAGUUUAGGUGAAAUAAACGCUAUACAAGAAUCGGGAUAUUUUUGGCAUUAUAUUUCCCUUUACGGUGACAUCGACUGCCUUAAAAUAAUUCUCUUAUAUUUUCAAGACAAUUUACCUAAACUGGUUGACAAGAAAACCAAAUUUGGGUGGGAUGUGAUCAGUCUAGGUGCUAUUUCAAAAAUUAAACCUAUUGAAAAACUUGAUCUCUUAUUGAAAGAACUAAAAUAUGAUGACCUAGUAACAUUGCCACACUUUGUUGUAUAUUCUAGUGACUUAAGUGUUAUUGAACAUGUUGAUACUAAACAUACAAACUUUGAUAUAAAAUCACUAGAUAACAAGUCAAGAACGAUUCUUCAUAACGCUUGUGAUUCUAUCCACGAUGUUAGCGAUAUAAUUAAUUUUCUCGUAGAAAAGGGGUUUGAUUUAAAUGCUAAAGACAAAGAUGGUUGCACACCACUUCAGCUGGCCGCAGGCAGGGGAAAAACAGCAACUGUAUCAAUCUUAAUAGAAAAUGGUGCCUCUGUGGUUGAACGAGAUAACAUGGGGAGAUUACCCAGCCAUGCAGCUUGUGCUGCUCAAGGUAGAAGGAAUGAUAUCGAUUCCAGUGAUGUUCUUCGUCAGUUAAUAAAAGCUGGAUGUCCUGAUAAUGAUCCCGAUAAAGAGGGGCGAACUCCAUUCUUAGAAGCGCUUGUAGUUGUAAAUACUAAAUGCCUCCAAUAUUUAAUUAAAAAUUUAACUCGUUUAGAUAUACAAGACAAACUAAGACAGCCAUUUAUGACUGAAGCGACUAUGUUAAAUGAUAUUAAAACGUUCAAGGAAGUCUUUGAUAUUUUAAUUACAGACAAAAGCUACAUCGAACUUAUUGAUGUAAAUGUAUUAAAAGAAUGUGUUGAUUCAGUUGAAAAAAUCAAAUAUUUGUUUAAGAAAGGUGCUAAUUUGGAAGUUGUCGAUGAUCAAAAGCGUACCGUACUACACCACGCUUGUCAAAGUGGUACCACUGAAACCGUUAAUUAUUUGGUUAAUAACACGAAGUUAGAUGUUAACCAGAAAGACAAUAAUGGUUGGACACCAGCAGUGUUUUGUUGUUGGUCUGAGAUUAACCCUGUUGAUAAACUGAUGAUAUUAUCGUCAAAUGGUGGUGAGUUGGAUACAGUAGAUAAAUCUAACAUCAGUUUACUACACCACGCUUGUCAAAGUGGUACCACUGAAACCGUUAAGUAUGUGGUUAAUGAAGUAAACUUAGACAUUAAUCACAAAAACAAUAAUGGUUGUACACCAGCAUUUUAUUGUUGUUGGUCUGAGAUUAACCCUGUUGAUAAACUGAUGAUAUUAUCGUCAAAUGGUGGUGAGUUGGAUACAGUAGAUAAAUCUAACCGUAGUUUACUCCAGUAUGCUUGUUAUAUAGGUACCACUGAAACCGUUAAGUAUUUGGUUAAUGAAGUAAACUUAGACAUUAAUCACAAAAACAAUAAUGGUCGUACACCAGCAUUUUUUUGUUGUCACUCUAAGAUUAACCCUGUUGAUAAACUGAUGAUAUUAUCGUCAAAUGGUGGUGAGUUGGAUACAGUAGAUAACUCUAACCACAGUUUACUCCACCACGCUUGUCAAAGUGGUACCACUGAAACCGUUAAGUAUUUGGUUAAUGAAGUAAACUUAGACAUUAAUCACAAAAACAAUAAUGGUUAUACACCAGCUGUGUCUUGUUGUCACUCUAAGAUUAACCCUGUUGAUAAACUGAUGAUAUUAUCGUCAAAUGGUGGUGAGUUGGAUACAGUAGAUAAAUCUAACCUCAGUUUACUACACCACGCUUGUCAAAGUGGUACCACUGAAACCGUUAAGUAUUUGGUUAAUGAAGUAAACUUAGACAUUAAUCACAAAAACAAUAAUGGUCGUACACCAGCAUUUUUUUGUUGUCACUCUAAGAUUAACCCUGUUGAUAAACUGAUGAUAUUAUCGUCAAAUGGUGGUGAGUUGGAUACAGUAGAUAACUCUAACUGCAGUUUACUACACCACGCUUGUCGACUAGGUACCACUGAAACCGUUACGUAUUUGGUUAAUGAAGUAAACUUAGACAUUAAUCACAAAAACAAUAAUGGCCGUACACCAGCAUUUUUUUGUUGUUGGUCUGAGAUUAACCCUGUUGAUAAACUGAUGAUAUUAUCGUCAAAUGGUGGUGAGUUGGAUACAGUAGAUAACUCUAACUGCAGUUUACUACACCACGCUUGUCGACUAGGUACCACUGAAACCGUUACGUAUUUGGUUAAUGAAGUAAACUUAGACAUUAAUCACAAAAACAAUAAUGGCCGUACACCAGCAUUUUUUUGUUGUUGGUCUGAGAUUAACCCUGUUGAUAAACUGAUGAUAUUAUCGUCAAAUGGUGGUGAGUUGGAUACAGUAGAUAAAUCUAACCUCAGUUUACUACACCACGCUUGUCAAAGUGGUACCACUGAAACCGUUAAGUAUUUGGUUAAUGAAGUAAACUUAGACAUUAAUCACAAAAACAAUAAUGGUUAUACACCAGCUGUGUCUUGUUGUCACUCUAAGAUUAACCCUGUUGAUAAACUGAUGAUAUUAUCGUCAAAUGGUGGUGAGUUGGAUACAGUAGAUAAAUCUAACCUCAGUUUACUACACCACGCUUGUCAAAGUGGUACCACUGAAACCGUUAAGUAUUUGGUUAAUGAAGUAAACUUAGACAUUAAUCACAAAAACAAUAAUGGUCGUACACCAGCAUUUUUUUGUUGUCACUCUAAGAUUAACCCUGUUGAUAAACUGAUGAUAUUAUCGUCAAAUGGUGGUGAGUUGGAUACAGUAGAUAACUCUAACUGCAGUUUACUACACCACGCUUGUCGACUAGGUACCACUGAAACCGUUACGUAUUUGGUUAAUGAAGUAAACUUAGACAUUAAUCACAAAAACAAUAAUGGCCGUACACCAGCAUUUUUUUGUUGUUGGUCUGAGAUUAACCCUGUUGAUAAACUGAUGAUAUUAUCGUCAAAUGGUGGUGAGUUGGAUACAGUAGAUAAAUCUAACCUCAGUUUACUACACCACGCUUGUCAAAGUGGUACCACUGAAACCGUUAAGUAUUUGGUUAAUGAAGUAAACUUAGACAUUAAUCACAAAAACAAUAAUGGUCGUACACCAGCAUUUUUUUGUUGUCACUCUAAGAUUAACCCUGUUGAUAAACUGAUGAUAUUAUCGUCAAAUGGUGGUGAGUUGGAUACAGUAAAUAACUCUAACCGCAGUUUACUACACCACGCUUGUCGACUAGGUACCACUGAAACCGUUACGUAUUUGGUUAAUGAAGUAAACUUAGACAUUAAUCACAAAAACAAUAAUGGUCGUACACCAGCAUUUUUUUGUUGUUGGUCUGAGAUUAACCCUGUUGAUAAACUGAUGAUAUUAUCGUCAAAUGGUGGUGAGUUGGAUACAGUAGAUAAAUCUAACCUCAGUUUACUACACCACGCUUGUCAAAGUGGUACCACUGAAACCGUUAAGUAUUUGGUUAAUGAAGUAAACUUAGACAUUAAUCACAAAAACAAUAAUGGUCAUUAA
Messenger RNA from Patella vulgata (common limpet), 5621 nucleotides. Its product is annotated as serine/threonine-protein phosphatase 6 regulatory ankyrin repeat subunit A. The record is from RefSeq and is a predicted model, not a curated record. Bases 726 to 5621 code for a protein of 1631 amino acids. Gene Ontology annotation, molecular function: protein binding. The transcript is spliced from 5 exons. Lineage: Eukaryota; Metazoa; Mollusca; Gastropoda; Patellidae.